This is a messenger RNA of Rotaria sp. Silwood1, 1284 nucleotides long. The record is from the annotation of a GenBank genome assembly. Lineage: Eukaryota; Metazoa; Rotifera; Eurotatoria; Philodinida; Philodinidae.
AUGUAUUGGGCUACUAUUUUGCUUAUUGUUUUCUUGCCUAUUGUUUCAUCGGUUCGUCUAUAUGAACAAUGUGGUGGUGAAGGAUACGUAGGACCAACAGAAUGUGAUUGGCCAUUACAAUGUUUUCGACGAUCUAAUUGGUUUUCAUCAUGCCAAACAUCAUGUCCAGGUGGUGAUUGGGAGUGUGCUUCAGCUGGAAGUUAUCUCGGAGGCAAUGCAGAUGAUGCUGGUGCACAAAAUUGGGAACAAUGUGGUGGAGAAGGAUGGAAUGGAGCAACUUGGUGUCUUGAUUACCCGUGUGAACCACGUUCACAAUGGUAUUCUCAAUGUCGACCAGAUUGUCCAGUUGGAUGGAUAUGUUCGGAAAUUCCAGAUGAAGAAAUUCCAGACGAAGAUUUAGAAGAUUUAGAAUUAUACAAUCCUGACGAUGUUGAAGAAGAAGAAACUGAGACUGAUGAAUUUCCUGAUCCUUCAACAGUUGACUUAGAUGCACUUCAACAAAGGGAACAGGCACUUCUUGGAGAAGUUGACAUGGAAGAAGAUCCUUUUGCUGAUGCACAGGACGAAGAAGAGGAAUUUACAAUAGGCCGACGACGACGAAGCAUAGUACGAGCAACCUCAUGUAAAGCUAAUGGAAAGAGUGGAACAUGUAUAUCUACAUCAUCUUGUAAAGGUACAUCUGUAGCUGGACAUUGUCCUGGUGCAGCAAAUAUUCAAUGCUGUAUUCCCAAAAGUAGUGGUGGCAGUAGCAAACCUAGUGGUGGUGCUUGUGGAAGUUAUGCUAAAGCUGCUGUUCGAUCAAUCAAGGGCAAUGCAAAUAAGGCUUAUUCAGUAGUCAAAAUCAAACAAACACAUCUUGUCAACCCAGGUUCAUAUUCACUUUCACCAACAUCGUCGGAUAACACAAUGACAACUUCAACGGCUUGUGCUUUCGAUAAAAUGGCUGCCGCAGCUAGAAAAGCUGGUGUAUCGAUAAAAAUUGCUUCAGGUUUUCGUACUAUUUCUCGACAACAAUAUUUCUGGAAUUGUUAUGUAACAAAGAGAUGCAACAAUGGUAAUUUAGCUGCUCGACCUGGUACCUCAAAUCAUGGUAGAGGUAUUGCUUUGGAUUUAAAUACUAAUUGUGGCAAGCAAACACGUGCUAGACCAAACUGUGGUGGAAGUCGAGUGUAUCAAUGGUUGUACAAAAAUGCUCACAAAUUUGGAUUUACUCGUACUGUUAAAUCAGAACCAUGGCAUUGGGAAUUUCGUGGAGCUGGUGUUCGUCGUGCUAGCUUUUCAUAA